This is a messenger RNA of Labrus mixtus (cuckoo wrasse), 4154 nucleotides long. RefSeq names its product protein kinase C and casein kinase substrate in neurons protein 1-like. Bases 306 to 1637 code for a protein of 443 amino acids. The record is from RefSeq and is a predicted model, not a curated record. NCBI's taxonomy places the organism in Eukaryota, Metazoa, Chordata, Actinopteri, Labriformes, Labridae. Gene Ontology annotation, cellular component: cytoplasm; endosome; plasma membrane. The transcript is spliced from 11 exons. Gene Ontology annotation, molecular function: phospholipid binding; protein binding. Gene Ontology annotation, biological process: regulation of endocytosis; positive regulation of dendrite development; neuron projection morphogenesis.
CCUCGCUGCGUGCAUCGUGAUCUAGUGGAUGCAGAGUCUCGCGGAGAACGCAGGGUCACCGUCUGUCACUGCAAGGGGAAAUACUGAAGAAUUUGCAGCAGCGACUGUUGGGCAUUGGUGCACCUGAGCAGCAGCAGCAGCAGCAGCAGCAGCAGUGUAUCUGGUGAUCUCCUGCAGGGGACCAACAGCUUCUCUCUAAGGUUUAUGGAAACCUGACCUCCCAUUGGUGGAGAAGUGCAUGAGGAACCCAGCUCUGCUGCAGAGGACAGGUUUAGUCAUUAGAGUGCUUUGCCACAUCCAGGAAAAUGUCUGGCUCCUACGAUGAAUGUGUUGGUGCUGACGACACCAUGGACAGCUUCUGGGAGGUAGGGAACUACAAACGUGCUGUCAAGAGAGUUGAUGAUGGCCAUCGGCUCUGCAAUGACCUCAUGGGCUGCCUGCAGGAGCGUGCGAAGAUAGAGAAAGCAUAUGGUGAUCAGCUAACUGCCUGGUCCAAGAGAUGGAGGCAGCUCAUUGAGAAAGGUCCACAGUACGGCUCUGUGGAGAGAGCCUGGCUGGCUGUGAUGACGGAGGCAGACAAAGUGAGUGAGCUGCACCAAGAUGUGAAGAACAACCUGAUGAACGAGGACGUGGAGAAAGUGAAGAACUGGCAGAAGGAGGCCUAUCACAAGCAAAUGAUCGGAGGCUUCAAGGAGGCCAAGGAGGCGGAUGAAGGAUUCAAGAAGGCUCAGAAGCCCUGGGCCAAGAAGCUGAAGGAGAUGGAGGCAGCUAAAAAAACGUACCACAUGGCAUGCAAGGAGGAGAAGCUGGCUGCCGCCCGAGAGGCCAACGGCAAGACCGAGGCUUCUGUCACACCCGACCAGCAGAAGAAGCUCCACGAGAAAGUGGACAAAUGCAAACAGGACAUGCUGAAGGCUAAAGAGAAGUAUGAGAAGUCUCUGGAGGAGCUGAACAAGUGCACCCCGCAGUACAUGGAGUGCAUGGAGCAGGUGUUUGAUCAGUGCCAGCAGCAUGAAGUCAAGAGGCUGACCUUCCUCAAGGAGGCCCUACUGGACAUCAAACGCCACCUUAACCUCACUGAGAACCAAAGCUAUGGCACAAUAUACAGAGAACUAGAGCGCACCAUCCUGGGUGCAAACACGCAAGAAGACCUGAAGUGGUUCAGCAACAACCACGGCCCUGGGAUGCAUAUGAACUGGCCCGCUUUUGAGGAAUACAACCCAGACCAGGCCAGUGCUCCUCCAAAGAAGAAGAAACCAGACGGCGCCCCACCCACUCCGAGCACAGACCAUGUGGCUCCACCUGGUGACCGCAGCAGUGUGAGCAGCUAUGAGAAAAACCAAGCCUACUCGACUGAGUGGUCCGAUGAUGAGCAGCCCGCUUCAUACUCUGGCAACGAGAACGGAGGGAACGGAGGGAACGGUAAUUCAUUCGAAGAGGACUCCAGCACUCCAGGGAAAGGGGUCCGUGUGCGCGCUCUGUACGAUUAUGAUGGACAGGAACAGGACGAGCUCACCUUCAAAGCAGGUGACGAGCUGACCAAGACUGAGGACGAGGAUGAGCAAGGCUGGUGUAGAGGUCGUUUGGACAGCGGCCAAGAGGGACUGUACCCGGCCAAUUAUGUCGAGGCGAUCUAGUCACAUUACUGGACAAGGACGCGCCAUUGGAGGCAGCUUGAACUGUCCCGUCCAAUCGCACCGCACAUAGCCAGAGACUUAAGAGCAACACAUCCCUUGCCCAACAGAUGCGCUAAGCAGUCUUGCCUAAAUAAAAACUUAGUAACCUAAAAGACAAUAUAUCAGUAAAAUAUAUUUUAUCCAGCAUUUGGGGUGGGUGGACUUACACAUUUAAAAACAGGAGCAGCAGUCAUACCAGUAUAUACACACACUCAACUAUAACAUCGAAAGAGUGCAGGAACACAUUGCUUCUCUGUGUGGCUCUAUUUAAACAUAUACUGCAGCUUAUUUAAACUCGCAGUAUACUGCAGUCUGUUCUCUUGUGAAAAUGGGAAGAUAAUAUAAUCAACUGAACCCAUUUGACAAAGACGAGCUUCUUUAACCUGCAUUGUGUAUAUAUAUGGUGUGAUGCCAUUUUUGUGUAGCAUUUUUAAUGCAGUCUGUGGUCAGUCGUCAUUCUUACAUUGGGAAUGCUGUGUAGUGUUAAAAGUACCACGGACAGUAUCCUCUACUUUUUCUGUUUGUUUUUUUGUUUUCUUUGUGAUUUGGUCCAACCUCUUUUCCAGUGUGUGCAGUGCUAUGUGUUUUAACUGUUUCUGAACUUGCAUAGCAGCAUGUGCUAUGCAACAACGUGCAUUCCCUGAACCCUGCAGCCUCGCGCAGGCCGCAACUUGAUGCAACACUUCAACUACAAAUGCAGAGUUCACUUCUUUAGCAUCACAGGCUUCUGCUUUCAUGAAUGGAAGCUUGAUCAUGAAGUGAUUCUCUGUUAGUUUUGUUUUUGAACAUCAUUUUUUUUUUUGUUUUUAAGCAUCACAACUUCACACCUUUGACAAUAUCAUCUCCAUGAAACCCAUGGAAAGGAUAUGGAGUUUGUGCACAAGCUUUCAUUCUUGGGUCAGUAAUUCAGCUCUCAUUUUAAUCCACCACUGCUAACAAGAAACACGAGUGGUACUGUUUUGCUCAGAGCAAUGUCUGAUUAAGUCAUCUUCUGGAGGUUGCCACUGCAGUGUAAAAGGCGGGUUUCGAGCAAUUCCUGUGUCGGGCACUUUUCUUCCAAAGCAAGGGGGCCAAUGGAGGCAUGUCAAUGCGUUACUGUGCUACAGACAUUUGUGUGACGAUCGAAGCCUCUUGAACAGGACAUGAAUGUACUAGUGUUUGGGCCUAAAAGAGGACAUGUUGUCUAAACAUGCUUCUUCAAUGUCAUUUAAAGCCCUACCUAGCAUUUGGUGGCCCGUUUCUCUGCUGAGCCAAAGAAUGACCCAACACCAUCAUCUAUCUGUUUUCUCCUUUUCUCUCCAUGCAAUAACCUCACAUAUCACAUCUAAAACAGCUUCAGUGAAGAUCAACUUGCAGCUGCCUCCCAGUCCACCCAGACUUCCAUUUGUCUGCAAACACUGCAUGAUGACACAGGGAAUACAUUUGUGACCAGUGGUGCACUACCUGUAAGAAGACUCUUACACUGUGCAUUACAUGGUUAUUUUCAAAUCUCUAACUCGCUCCACUUAAACUUCAAGCAGGAAUCAUCAGAUCAAUAAUCAGAUAUUGAUAUAACGCUAAGAGUUGCACCUAAAUCUCUGAUUAGACCGGAUAGAUGUUUUUUCUAACAUAGUUGUCCUGAAGUUUUUUAAAUUUCACUGGACCAACUGCAGUCCGAUGUGUUUAGCUCUGUGUCUGGAACAGGAUUUGGCAGGUUUGGGUCUCACACAUGAGGAGAAACACAUCACCAGCUCACAAGUUGUGUCUUAGAGUAAAGCUGUCCAGCAUAGCAAAAAGGACUCCUAUCAUCAAACUGUCCCACAUUAUCAAUGCGCAUAUGCACACGCACCCACACAUGCAUUGAACACAGGUUAUACACGACACACAAGGUCAAACACAUAAUCCACAUUACCAGGUUAAUAUUUUGGGGGGUAAGACAUCUUCAUCCAGUGUGUAUGAGUUGUGUAAAUGUAUCAGAAAAAAAAUGUUUAAAAAAAAAAUGCAAGUGAUUGACUAUUAAGACAAAAUGUAGUGUUAUACAUGUAAAUGUGUUUCAUUAAAAUAACAGCAAUGGAAAACAUAUUAAGUAAUAGGUACCAUAUCGUAUGAAUUUCAUUGCAAUGGAAUUGUAAGUGUAUCAUAAAAGCGUGACGUUAUCCCACGCUGUCAGAUUUGUAUAUGAUGAUGUAAUUUAAAGAUUAUAUUCUAUUGUAACUGUACAACUGUGUUGAGUUGAAAAUGAGACCUGACCAUGUUGAGGCAGUAAAAAGGUGUAUAUGUAAAUGCUUUUUUUAUGUUGAUGAUCUCUUCCUUAUGCACACAGGGGUCAGCAGCUCAUGUUGUGGAAUCCCUUUUAUUAGCGGUCUAGAAGAUGUAUGUUCAUAGUUAGUGAUGUACUUUUAUCUCCUAACUGGUGUAGUGCCUGUUCAUCUUGAUGUAACAAGAAGUUCAUUUAAAUAUGCAUAAAGAUGAUUAUGAUCACAGAUAAUAAUGAAGAUA